AUGAUGAUUAGUCAUCGAUUACAAUCAGUACCUAUUACAGGCUAUUAUCAAUAUUUGUCGCAAAAUCGUCAUCGAGUUAAUGUCGCACCCUAUAAGGGAGUUGACAGUACAGAAACAACGACAACAACUACAACAACCACUGCUUCUUCUGCCACUACGGUGAUGAACAGUAAUAAUCAAGAGUCUACAAUAAAUUCGUCAUCUACUGAUAACGGACAAGAAUCGUCUUUUAAUCCUAAUGAUAAAGAUGUGACGCAGUGGUCAUCAACUGAUGUACAACAUUGGGUUGAAGAACAAUGUAAAAAAUUCGAACUAAAAAAGGCAACAACUGCAAAAUUCCAAAUGAAUGGCCAAGCAUUAGUACUGUUGACGAAACAUGAUUUUCUUAGACGUUCGCCAGAUGGAGGAGAAAUACUUUACUAUGCUCUACAACGAAUUAUUAAUCCAAAUAAAUUCAAUUCAGUUCGCACGAAUCAGAAUUCGAUGAGAAAUGACUCAUUUCGUCAGAAUCCUCGAAUUGUUGAAGUUGGCUCAGAUACAGAUGAUCACAAUAGUGCCACAAGUUCCUCAGCAUCAGCAAAACCAAUUGUUGAAGAGCCUGAUGAUCCACCAUUAAUUCGCAACCAAGAAUCAGACAACCUAGAUGAAAAUUUUCAAAAUUAUUCUCAAUCAUUCAUGUAUAACAAUUCUCACACUCGUCAACCCAUAUUCACAAUGCCUACUGGUGCUGCUGCUGCAGCAGCUGCCGCUUAUUAUCAUCAACAGCAAGCAUAUCCUAAUGGUUUUGCAUAUGCUCAUCAUCAAAUGCAUCCGCAUAUGACUCAACAGCAAUUCUUUCAUCCACGUCCACAUCCACAUCCUCAAUUUAUCCAUCAAUAUUAUCAAACCAUGUAUGCUCAAGGAAUUUUGAUCGAAGUACUUGAUAGUGAAGAUACAAAAAAUCUUGCUGCUACUGGAUUCAAUUUACCAUCGAAUGAAACCUCAAUCAAUGGUUCUACUCAGGAUGAUCAAAAACAACUCUAUUUGGUUACAAUGAAUGGACAACAAUAUGUUAUGAACGAAGAACAAAUUAGACAAUUAGUAGCAGAAGUUCAUCAACAACAACAACAGCAUCUUCAACAACAGCAGCAACUUCAUCAACAACAGCAGCAACAACUUCAUCAGCAACAACAACAAUUUCGUCAGCAACAGCAGCAGCAACAACAACAACAGCAACAACAAUUUCAUCACCAGCAACAACAACAUUACACCUACCAUCAACAACAUCAGCAACCACAUCAUGAUAAUGUUUAUUAUACUUUAUAG
Rotaria sp. Silwood2 is the source of this 1305-nucleotide messenger RNA. NCBI's taxonomy places the organism in Eukaryota, Metazoa, Rotifera, Eurotatoria, Philodinida, Philodinidae. The record is from the annotation of a GenBank genome assembly.